GCCGCAGUUAAUGGCGGUUUUAUUUAUACAACACUACAUUCUCCCUUCUUCCAACGUCUCUUGGCUCACCAUUACCGACCACCACUGAACAUUCGAAAGGUCUAUCUCGUGAGGCAACACAUUACCAACUGCAGUCCAAGGACGGCAUCCAGACCGAGAACAAUAUGGCAGCCGACAUUAGCACGACGCUGGGUAUCCCAGGCCUCACCGCACCAAUAUUGGCAAACGCCACAAAGCCCAACCUCGCCAACAUCAGCGCUCCCUUGCUUGCCACCAUAGUUCGCGAUAGCUAUCGUGCUACCUUCAAAGCUCGCGUCGCCGCCGGUGAAGCAAGACCUUUUGUACUGCCUUACGGCAUAUUUGCCAGCUUCAUCCUCCCCAUCCUCUACUUAACCUUUCCGCACACAAACCGGCCAUGGCUAUACAAGGCACGAUGGCUCGUGCUAGCCUUCAUCGUCAUCUUCAAUAUCGACAUCUUGUUGGGCACCUCCAGCACCAAUAUGUCCAUGUCUUAUUCUAGUGGUCUGUCAGCCUUUUGGGGAAUCUUGUCCAACUUCAUCAUGCUAGUAUUCACGGCACCACAAUUCGACUACGAGAGAGUUGUUCGAAGGAGGAAGGCCACCACUACCCCCAGCAGAUCUAAGUCGUCUGCGGAUCGCGCAGCUCCAGCAAAUGGAUUCGGACUCAGGAGGCGAGCUGGCAGCAAGAAGCGAAAAGCAGACCGCGUCACAGCCCCUGAAGUUAACCUCGAAGAGUACGAGUACUACUGGCAGACUUUCCCAGAGAAGGGAUCUUUCUCAGAGCGACUUGGCUGGGUCAUUGACCUCUAUACCAAUUUCAGGGGAGUCGGUUGGACUUGGGCUGUUUCAUCGGUUCCCAGCCCAGUUCCCCCAGAGAACCCUGGCAUGGGUGAACUCGUCAAGAUGGAUACCAUACCGUUGGAAACAUUCGUGGGAUGUCAGACCUAUAAAGACGAGAAAGAAUUCUUGCGACGGAAAGUCAUCCCCAUCGCAAUCUCGUAUUUGAUCCUCGAUAUCUCCAAGGUUGCCAUCAUGGAGGAUCCAUACUUCUUCCUCGGACCCGAGUCGUUACCCCUUCCUGCUCAUCUGGCGGCUCUCCCACCAUGGGCUCUAUCCAUAUGGCGGCAUGCUGCCGUACUCGGUAUUCUCUACGCCGCACUCGUCAUGGUCUUCUCCGUUCAUGACCUGUUCCAGUAUUACAUCCUCAGCAAAGUGUUCCCCCUGCGGGGUGAGCUGUGGCAGUACUCGACAGUAUUCGGCUCCUUCACACAGAUUCUGGACAGAGGCUUGGCUGGGUUUUGGGGGGCUUGGUGGCACCAGACCUUCCGACAUGCCUUCUCUGCGCCAGUCAGCUGGGCUGUAAAACGUGGUUAUCUCGAAAAGGGGACGCGCAGCACAAAAGCAAUCGGCAUGUCUACUGCAUUUCUUCUUUCCGGCUUGCUUCACGGUGCCGGAAGCGUCAGCGCGAUCCCCGAGACCAAGUGGUGGAAGCCAGCGCUUUUCUUUUGGUUGUCGGGGUUGGGCGUCCUCACUCAGCAGACGUUCUGCACCGCCAUGAAGUCCCAGAUUACAAAGAUGUCUCGCACGCUGAGGAGAGCAGGGAACCUCUUAUUCGUGCUCGUGUGGCUGCACAUCACAGUUCAGCCGUUAGCCGACGACUUUGCCCAAACUGGCCUCUGGCUCAUGGAGCCCGUUCCCGUGUCGGUCGUGCGUGCCCUCGGUUUUGGACGCGGAGAGACAUCGUGGUGGAAGCCUGAUAUGGAAGCGAUUGGACACUGGCAUGUUGGACAGCAUUGGUGGGAUUCUGGGUUCAGUUAUUAGAGCAUCGG
Molecule: messenger RNA, 1849 nt
Organism: Colletotrichum godetiae
Lineage: Eukaryota; Fungi; Ascomycota; Sordariomycetes; Glomerellales; Glomerellaceae
Exons: 2
Coding region: 165-1841 (558 amino acids)
Biological process (GO): lipid metabolic process
Source: RefSeq, a predicted model, not a curated record